AUGAUUUCCUCAGAACCCAUCGUCGAGCCGGUCACAAAUGGGCACUCGAGUCAAAAAGCCGGGUCUGCUAGAGACCUCUUCUCCCUCGACCGCAGAACUAUCAUCGUGACCGGUGCGACGGGCGGUAUGGGCAUCGUGGUGGUCAAGGCGAUAUUGCAGUCCGGGGCCGAUGUGAUUGCCAUUGACCGCGAGGCGGAGCCCAAGUCUUUCAGCGGAGAAGACCUACAAAGCACCGCAGAAAAGAGCGGGACGAUUGCGUCCUACUACCAAUGCGACAUCUCCGACCUCGAGUCCACGUACGCCGUCUUCGAGCACGCCGUCUCGUCCGCCCGAUACCCCCUGCGCGGCCUGGUCAACUGCGCGGCGAUCGGCUGGGUCGGCCCCUCGAUCAGCUUCCCCGUCGACGACGCCAAGCGCAUCAUCGAGGUUAACUUGGUCGGGACGCUGAUCUGUGCGCAGGCCGCGGCGCGGUUGGUCAAGAAACACGGCUUUGCCGCCAGCUUUGUCUUUAUCGCGAGCAUGAGUGGAUACGUGGUCAAUAAGGGCACACCCAACGCCGCCUACGCCGCCUCCAAGGCCGGCGUGCACCAGCUCACGCGCAACCUGGCGUCGGAAUGGGGUUCCCCGAACGACACAGACGGGGCCUCGCCUUCGCCCUCGAUCCGAGUCAACUCGGUCAGCCCGGGCGUCAUCCGCACUCCGAUGACCGCGGGCGUCCUGUCCAACAGCCACUUUGAGCACAUGUGGACCGAAGAAACCAUGCUGAAGCGCCUGUCCGUGCCGGACGACUACAUUGGGCCCAUUAUCUUCCUGCUCUCGGACGCCAGCUCGUAUGUCACGGGGUCGGAUUUGUUGGUCGAUGGAGGGUACACGCGGUGGUAA
Molecule: messenger RNA, 882 nt
Organism: Fonsecaea pedrosoi CBS 271.37
Lineage: Eukaryota; Fungi; Ascomycota; Eurotiomycetes; Chaetothyriales; Herpotrichiellaceae
Exons: 4
Coding region: 1-882 (293 amino acids)
Cellular component (GO): intracellular anatomical structure
Molecular function (GO): oxidoreductase activity, acting on NAD(P)H, oxygen as acceptor
Source: RefSeq, a predicted model, not a curated record